Molecule: messenger RNA, 1995 nt
Organism: Trichoderma virens Gv29-8
Lineage: Eukaryota; Fungi; Ascomycota; Sordariomycetes; Hypocreales; Hypocreaceae
Exons: 5
Coding region: 1-1995 (664 amino acids)
Cellular component (GO): cytoplasm
Source: RefSeq, a predicted model, not a curated record
AUGACCGCCGACAGAAUCAAGGUCCCGCCCAAUGGGCUCGAAUUCAAGAGUGUCCUGUCGCCAAUUACCCCGACGAUACCCACCACCCCGUUUGUGUCUGGCUUCACGCCGCUGGUGACAGUCGUCGGCUUCCAUCAUGCGCGGGGUCCCGAGGUUGAGAGCUGGUUUGGGGCCGAGGAGGGCGUUGAUCCCGCCGCCAAGUAUGGAUGGACUCUGCUGCCGUUCAUGGCUCUGAGUGACGGAGCGCAUGCCUCCGAGGAGGACUUUUCCUACUUUACCUUGCUGCGGCCCGAGACCGACGACGGGCCGGCAACGUCCCUGUUCGGCAUAUCAUGCACUCGCCAGCUCGAUUCCUCGCAGCUCAUCAACCGGCCUGCCGAUGUGACUCGCUCAACCGUGCAGAAAGCGGUUGUCGUCAUCGCAGAUAGCCCCCAGUUCUUUGGCAUGCUGAGACAGCGCCUCAGCAUAGUCACCCAAGCAUGGUUUGCCCAGCGCGAGUUUACAGACGUCGACAUUCUGCGGGGGUUCCAGGACAGUCUUGCAGAUGAAAAAGCUCGAGGCCUCUUGCAAGAAGAGGCGCAGCGGGACCAGUAUCUGGGUAUGAGUCUGCGCGAGCUCAUUCACGAGUUCAAGUGGCAGGCUCUGGUACUGCUCAAAUGCUGCCUUCUUCAGCCCAAGAUGCUCUUCUUCGGAUCGCGAUGUGAUCGGUUAUGCAUGGUCCAAUUUUCUCUCAUUUCACUGAUACCCGGACUCAUUCGUAACCUCCAAGAUUGCGCAGAUCCCGAGCUCAACAGUCACGAAAAGAAACUUGCGCAGCCGACGAGUCUGCAGAGUAGUAACCGCAACUCGCUUCUGACCUUUAUGGGCCUCCCGCUACAGAUCUUUGGUAAAGGAAGCAUCUUUGGCCCAUAUACUCCGUUGCAGCAACUCGAUCUCCUGGCCGAUGUCGGCACAAAAUCCUACCUCGUCGGCAGCACCAACUCCCUACUUCUCCAACAAAAGGACCGUUACAGCGACAUCAUCAUUAAUCUCGAUGACAACACUAUUAAUAUCACGUCACCUUCUCUGAGAACGGCAUUGUCCUUGACUGCGGCGGAUAGGAGAUGGAUCGACUUCUUGACCCAGGAGGUCAAUGACACUUGGGACGAGUCCAAUCCUAGCACGCCAAAGACGAUGCAGUACGCGGGAAGCGAAGAAUAUAUCAGAGCCCAGUUUGAAGCCUACAUCAUUGGUCUGAUAUCCUCCGUCAAGUUCCACAACUAUCUCACCAGCAACUCCAAUGCCGGCCGCAACACGGCAGAGAGUGAUCCCGCCGUCGACUUUGGGCUUGAGUGGGUUGAGGCGUGGAUGCGAACAGAAAACUACCGCAUGUGGAACUCGUACACCGAUACAAACCUGUUUGCCGUCUCCGAGCCAAGGCACCCCAUGGCUGGCGGUCUCUCCAUCGAGGAUGUCCAGAGACGCAUAGCAGAGCAGGUAAAGGAGCUUCAUCUCGACGAACGCUUUGCUCAGGGCCGUGACAUCCUCGGGCGCAACUUUGCCGCUGGGCGGGAGAAGGCGUCGACAAUGCUCAACAGGCUGUACAACGACAUGGAGCAGAUGCGUGAGGCGCAACGCCGUCGUACUGAAGAGACCACCAGACUCACCGAAGGCAACGGAAGCAAAAGAAACAGCAUGAACGGUAUUAGCGUUGACACGGCAAAGCCGCAGGAGACGGUCAGCAGCAGAGCCAGCGCCUACAUGGCAAGCUGGGCGUCGUGGGCCGGCGAGAAGCGCAAAAACGGCGGAUGGGGCGCUGGCUGGGGCAAGAAGAAAGUCGACGAAACAGCCUCGAUGCCGACGAGCCCCAUCGAGAGGGACUACCAGUUUGUCAGCAUGCUGACUUCGCGCGGCAAUUCAACCGAAGACUACCGGCCCAUGACGCAGGGCAGCUUCAGCGAGAGCAUCCUCUCUGCUGCGGACAAGACAAGAGGUGAGAAGAUGUAUAUGGGAUAA